This is a messenger RNA of Mercurialis annua (annual mercury), 3570 nucleotides long. Its product is annotated as pentatricopeptide repeat-containing protein At3g12770. Gene Ontology annotation, biological process: RNA modification. Gene Ontology annotation, molecular function: RNA binding; protein binding; zinc ion binding. The transcript is spliced from 7 exons. The record is from RefSeq and is a predicted model, not a curated record. Lineage: Eukaryota; Viridiplantae; Streptophyta; Magnoliopsida; Malpighiales; Euphorbiaceae. Bases 517 to 2658 code for a protein of 713 amino acids.
AAUGCUGUCAAUCCACAUGGAAAGAUUUAUGCUUAAAUCUCAGACUUGAAUUUUCCAUCAUCUCUUGUUACAAGAAUCACUUGACCUCUUACCAUAAUAAUCAUUCCUUUCAUCCACUUCUGAUAACCAAAUGUACAAUAUCACCAUCGAUGUCAACCAAACAUUUUAACUUUUUUUAUUCUUUGAUAAUUGGAGUGGAGAACGCUUGUGGAAGGAAUUGAACCCACGACGUAGCAAUUUGUUGUUCAACGCUUAUAUCAUAUAAACUACAACUAGUUGGUAACACUUUAACUUAUUACUAAUGAAUUAUGAUAUCCAAAAUCCAAAGCAGCAAGUUCCAAGAAACAAUCUUGGAAUUCUAUUUUCAGCCGUUUUAUAUCUACUCAUCAACUAUUGUACCUUCUAAUUGUAACACUUUCACUUCAACCUCUCAGAGCCUACAUAAAUAUUGUCUGUCUCAUAAAGCCUAAUGCUAAUAAUAAUCAACAUCUAUAGUGGAUCACAACAAUUAAAUUCAUGGCCCUCAAUCUUUACUUUGUUAGAAACAAAUUUCACAAAUUUCUUAAACCACGUACUUCUCUACCUCCCCAUUUAAACUCUUCCUUUGAUAUACACCAUUUGAGCUUUCAAAUUGACCCUUCCACAUUCUAUGCAUCUCUUAUUCAUAAUUCACUCAACAUAACCCACUUAAACCAAAUCAAUGCCCAAUUAUUCGUUUCUCAGUUGCAUUACAAUGGUUUCUUGAUAACUAAACUCGUAAACUGGUGUGUAAAUUUUGGAGAAUAUUGUUAUGCACGUAAGGUGUUUGAUCAUUUUCCUGAACCAGAUGUGUUCUUGUGGAAUGCAGUUAUUAGAUGUUAUUCGAGGCACAACCUUUUUGGUGAUGCUAUUGAAAUGUAUGCUAAAAUGCAAACGGCAUGUGUAAGACCUGAUGGUUUUACGUUUCCUCUAGUUCUCAAAGCUUGCAGUGCUUUACAAGAAUUUGAAAUUGGGAGAAGAGUACAUGGACAUGUAUUUAGACAUGGGUUUGAGGCUGAUGUGUUUGUGCAGAAUGGUCUUGUAGCUUUUUAUGCAAAAUGCAGUCAGCUUUCACUUGCUAAUCUUGUUUUUGAUAGAUUAAAUGAUAGGAGUAUUGUUUCUUGGACAUCUAUUAUUUCUGGGUAUGCUCAAAAUGGUCAGCCUAUUCAAGCUUUGACAAUUUUUACUCAAAUGAUCAAAGCUAAUGUCAAACCUGAUUGGAUUGCACUUGUUAGUGUCCUUAGGGCGUAUACUGAUGUUGACGACUUAGAGCACGGAAAGGCUAUUCAUGGUUGUGUUAUUAAAAUGGGACUUGAAUUCGAGAUGGAUUUGCUAAUUUCACUUACUUCUAUGUAUGCAAAAUGCGGCCAGGUUAAGUUUGCUAGGUUCUUUUUUAAUCAGGUAAAGGUUCCGAAUUUGAUCUUGUGGAAUGCGAUGAUUUCUGGUUAUGUGAAGAAUGGAUACCCUGAGGAAGCUUUGGAGCUUUUUCGUCAAAUGAUAACUUACAAUUUUAAACCGGAUUAUAUUACUGUUACAUCUGCCAUCUUGGCUUGUGCCCUAAUUGGUUCUCUUGAUCUAGCAAGAUGGAUGAGUGAUUAUGUUAGCAGGACUGAGUUAAAAAAUGAUGCUUUUGUUAGCUCUUCCCUCAUUGAUAUGUUUGCAAAAUGUGGUAGUUUUGAAUUGGCUCGUGAUGUUUUUGAUAAAGAAUUGGAUAAAGAUGUUGUUCUUUGGAGUUCAAUGAUCAUGGGAUAUGGAUUGCAUGGUCGUGGCCUAGAAUCCAUUGAUCUUUUUGAGGCAAUGAAGAAAAUCGGGGUGCGCCCAAAUGAUGUCACCUUUAUUGGGGUUCUCACAGCAUGCAAAAAUUCAGGUCUUGUAGAAGAAGGAUGGGAACUCUUCCACUGCAUGAGAGACUAUGGAGUUGAACCACGCCACCAGCACUAUGCAUGUGUUGUCGAUCUUCUUGGACGUAAAGGGCAUUUAGAUAGAGCUUUUAGUUUUAUCAGAAACAUGCCAUUUGAACCAGGUGUAAGUGUAUGGGGAGCUUUCCUAAGUGCAUGCAAGAUUCAUCGCAAUGUCACACUAGGAAAAUAUGCUGCAGAGCAUCUUUUCUCAUUAGAUCCAUUUAACACAGGACAUUACGUUCAACUGUCAAAUCUUUAUGCUUCAGCUCGCUUGUGGGAUCAUGUUGCAAAAGUACGGGUGCUAAUGAAAGAGAAAGGACUGAAUAAGGAUAUAGGCCAAAGUGUGAUUGAGAUCAAUGGAAAGCUUCAAGCAUUUCAAUUUGGAGAUAAGUCACAUCCAAGAUCCAAAGAAAUUUUUGAGGAGCUUGAAAAUUUAGAAAGAAGGUUAAAGGAAGCUGGAUUUGUCACCAACAAGGAAUCUAUUCUGCAUGAUUUAAAUGACGAAGAAAUUGAGGAGUCACUUUGUAAUCAUAGUGAGAGGCUAGCAAUUGCUUAUGGGCUUAUCAGUACUCCCCCUGGAUCUACACUUCAGAUCACUAAGAAUCUCCGGGCAUGUGAAAACUGUCAUGCAGCAACCAAGCUUAUUUCAAAGAUCUUAAAUAGAGAAAUAGUAAUAAGAGAUGCAAAUCGUUUUCAUCAUUUUAAGAAUGGAGAUUGUUCAUGUGGAGAUCAUUGGUGAUAGAAAUGCAUAACUCUUCUUAUUUAUCAUGGAAAGGAGUUAACAAAUCCAAAUGAUUUGAAGAGUCUCUAGCUCAAGUCUGUUUGGAGAGUGGUGCCAUGGAUCCCCUCAUGAACUCAUAUGUUGAGAGGAUGCAAGCCACAACAAAGAAAUGGUAUUUAAAUAUUCUAAAAGCUGAUAAAGUACAGCCACCUAAGCAAACAGAAGACGGAAAGCUGUAUGCUCCAGCUGCUGUUGAUCUGUUCAGGAUUUUGGGGGAACAAGUUCAAAUUGUUAGGGAAUCCGUACUGACGUUAUGCUUUACUGGAUUGCUUUGGCUACUAUUCAGGCAAGUGAUAAUAGAUUUUCAAGCAGCUGAAAGGAAGUGGAUGAUAGACAGAGUGCAGAUUCCUGCAAAUAGUGAACUUACUGCCUAGGGUUGGGAAUGGUCUGAAGAACAGGUCACAGAGUAUCUUGUUGCAACACUUGGCGACUAUUUUACAGAUGUGAAAAUGUAUAUUGAAGAAGAUCAUUUAGGAGAUUCGUUGAAGCUUGCGUGGAAGAAAUUACAUUGAUCAUCUCCUGAUACAGAUUAUGCUAUAAUGUGUUUCGGGCUGUUAAUAUCAAGGAAGAAACCAUAGAACGGAUGAGGCUUGAUGAAGAUUAUUAUGGACUUCUUCAGGGAGUACAUAAGUGUCGGUAAAGUAGAACUAGGAUACUGAUCGACUUAAGAGAACUUGCCUCAGCAGAGAGCUUGGAUAUACCUUCACACUAAUCUAAACUAAUAUUCUUGAACAUCAACCAGAAUGAGUAUACGAAGGAUUUUGUGCUGUUUUUUUAGUUUUAAAUGUGCUUUUGUUAUUGUUGUAGGUUGUACAGGAAUGCGAGGAAAUUUAUGAAAAUUCACUCCAAAGGCUUGCAUGUUUUAUGAAA